Messenger RNA from Staurois parvus, 298 nucleotides. The record is from the annotation of a GenBank genome assembly. NCBI's taxonomy places the organism in Eukaryota, Metazoa, Chordata, Amphibia, Anura, Ranidae.
GAUAUAGUGAAUGCAGGGUCCGGGGAGACCAGAUAUAGUGAAUGCAGGGUCCGGGGAGACCAGAUAUAGUGAAUGCAGGGUCCAGGGAGACCGAAUAUAGGGAAUGCAGGGUCCGGGGAGACCGGAUAUAGUGAAUGCAGGUUCCGGGGAGACCAGAUAUAGUGAAUGCAGAGUUCCGGGAAGACCAGAUAUAGUGAAUGCAGGGUCCAGGGAGACCAGAUAUAGUGAAUGCAGGGUCCGGGGAGACCAGAUAUAGUGAAUGCAGGGUCCGGGGAGACCAGAUAUAGUGAAUGCAGGG